CAUGGGUAAGCAAGCACACAAAAGACGUAAAUAAAAAUAGUCUAGUUUUUUAGUUGCAGGUGUAUGUCCAUAGAAGACCUUUCAUUAUUUAUACCACAUUAAGCUCUUGAUUCUUUUUCUGUGUGUUUUUCUUUGAUGGUAUCCCAUGUCUCUUCUGUUUUAGAACUGGUGCUGUGUCCCCAGGUACAGGACUCCUCACAGCCUUCUGAUCCCCAUGAUGAGUGACACAGGCUGCGCAUCACCUCGUUGAUGCUGUGUCACUCAGACCAGCUUGUUAGCACAGGAGCAUAAGGAAGGGAGUGUACUUUCACAAAUGUAAUUACUUUUAUAAAAUACAUCAGUAUUUAUUUUCCAGCCAUUAACAGUUUCUUCUUAGAUAAAAAGUGUUUUAUUAUGCUUGCUUUUCUUGUUUAUUGGGACCCAUGAACUUUAUUUUUCUCACUCAUUUCUGGAUGUUUAGCAUUGUCAUUUUAUGAGAAAGAGUAAGUGAAUGUGACACAUCAAUGAAAAAUGCUGCAGGAUGAAUUCAGUUCUUGCUUCUUGCACUGGUGAGGAUCAGCAGUGGUACAGCUGUACCACAGCCACUUGGGUGUGCUCAGUAUAAAGUCAUUGGAUUGUGGAGAAGUGAACUUUUUUUGCAGCUCAUUUGGCAGAGUGUGACAAAAGGGAGCACAGUAACAAAACAAAUAAAAAAGUGACAGCCAUGCUUUAAGCAUCUAUAAAUGUUGUAAUUAUACCCAAAUUCUAUUUAAAUUUUAUUAUUAAAGUUUUUAAUGCAUUUAUUGAAGUCUAGGAGGUGGGAAUAUAUUUUUUGUUUUCUUCAUACUCUUUUCACAACGUACAGGUGUGUUUACAGGCACAAUUUGUACAGUUAAAUCCUUUUUUCUUUUUUUUCCUUGUCUUUUUUCUUUCAAUUUUCCCUCUUUUUUUCCCUCUUUUCUCAUUUUCCUCUUUUCCCUUUGUUUUCUUAUUUUCUCAUUUUUUUUAAUCUUUUUUCCCUUUUUUAUCUUUUCACUUUUAAAUUUAUUCCUCUUUUCCCUCUCUCUUUCCUCCCCUUCCUUACUCUCCCCCAUCACCACCCCCUUCUUUUUUCCCUCUUUUUUCUCUUUAUGUCUUUUUUCCUUUUUUCUCUUUUUGGGGUCUCUUUUUCUCUUUCCAUUUUUUCUUUUUUUUCUGGGGGGCCUUCUGCCUUCCCAGUGCUCUUUCCAGGCCUUAGGGAGUUGUGAGUGAGACAAGUGCCAUGACUGAACUGAUGGACUUGCCAGUGGAGGGGAACUCCCUGAUAAGAGCUGUCUACCAAAGACGCCUCCGCCUCACCAGGCUGCUAUUAGAGGGUGGUGCCUACAUCAAUGAGAGCAACGACAGAGGAGAAACCCCGCUCAUGAUUGCCUGUAAGACAAAACAUGUGGACACGCAGAGUGUCAGCAAGGCAAGGAUGGUUAAAUAUCUGCUGGAAAACAAGGCCGAUCCGAACAUACAGGAUAAGUCUGGGAAGACAGCCUUGAUGCACGCUUGUUUGGAAAGAGCAGGCCCUGAAGUGGUGUCUCUGCUACUGAAAAGUGGGGCUGACCCCAGCCUGCAAGAUCACUCCAACUGCUCUGCGCUUGUGUACGCGAUAAAUUCUGAAGACAAAGAGACCCUGCAAGUUCUUCUUAAUGCCUGCAGGGCGCAAGGAAAAGAAGUCAUCAUCAUCACAAUGGACAAGUCCGCAUCAGGAAGGCAGAAAACGAAGCAGUACGUAAACAUGCCUCCUGCACACCUUGAGGAAUGCCAUUCCCCAACUGCCUGCAUUUCCCCAUCAGAAAUAGAACUGAAAACGUCCCCAUCCUUGCUUUCAAGUUCAAAUGAAACUGAAAAGGCAUUCUUCAGCUUUAAAGAGCUGGAUCAUCCACGAAGUGUGGAUAACUCAUCUCAGACAGUUUCACUGAUGAGAAAAUCCAGCUUGAUAAAAGCCAGGUCCAAGCUGGCACAAAUGCAGCGGCUGCAGUCUGAGCCUUGGAUAAAGAGCUCUCCGUCACUGUUCCACCAGAAAAAAAUCACCUCUUUACAUGAAGAAGUUCAGGAUAUUACCCCAGAAGAGCUCUCUUCUAAAACCAAUGGCCUUGCUGCAUCAAACACAUUCAUCAUCAGGCACCAAAGUAUUGACAUAAAAGACACUCCUCAUUUAUUGAAAACCUUUGAUCAAAGUGGACCAAGGAAAUUGUUAUAUGACAAGAUAAACUCUCAGAUUCCUUGUGUGGAAAAGAAACAUAACCCCAGUGGGAUUCCUGUGGGUAAGGAUGCCAGUUUGGGACAAAUCAGCUUUAUUUCAAACCUUAACAGUGUUAUCCAGAAAAGAAACUUGGGAGCAAAUCACUACAGCUCUGAUUCCCAGUUAACUACUAGUAUGAGGCCUGCUGCUGCAGAAAACACUAAGUCAGUGAUAAGAAAGAAAAAGAUCCUUUCUCCCUCUCACUCUUUGUUACGAAGUUCUAGAGAAGUACUGCAGAACAUGCAUCCUGUUACUCUGACCAGGAGAAAUCAAGCUUUUCUAGAAAAACAGGGAUCGGGAGCCUUACUGUUGGAUCACACUGCUCAGGCAAGACCAGGUUUUCUUCCACCACUGAAUGUGAGUCCUCACCUCCCAGUUCCAGAUAAUACUUUGAUAAACAGGGUUUCUGGGAUGAUUUCUUGUGAACAAAAGCAUUUAGUUCCAGCGGCACCUGCUUUUCCUAGGAAGACCAAGAACAUGAAAAUACUCCUAAGGAGGCAGUCAUUACAGACUGAGCAGAUCAAGCAGUUAGUGAAUUAUUAA
This is a messenger RNA of Strigops habroptila (Kakapo), 2794 nucleotides long. RefSeq names its product ankyrin repeat domain 34B (gene ANKRD34B). The record is from RefSeq and is a predicted model, not a curated record. Bases 1241 to 2794 code for a protein of 517 amino acids. Gene Ontology annotation, molecular function: protein binding. Lineage: Eukaryota; Metazoa; Chordata; Aves; Psittaciformes; Psittacidae. The transcript has a single exon.